Trichomonas vaginalis G3 is the source of this 838-nucleotide messenger RNA. Its product is annotated as keratin-associated protein family. The record is from RefSeq and is a predicted model, not a curated record. The annotation marks the transcript as partial. The transcript has a single exon. NCBI's taxonomy places the organism in Eukaryota, Parabasalia, Trichomonadida, Trichomonadidae.
AUGGGUGAGCUUGUAAAUGCUGCAAGAACAUUAGGUGAAACAGGAAAUUUUGUAGAUGGUUUUAAAAGACUUGUUUCAAAUGUUUUAACAAACACAAAGAAAUUAUUUAGAUAUACCAUACAUAACGGACGGAUUUUCGAACAGGUAGCAACAAACCCUCCGGUUAUGGCUGCGUUGAUGAUGGUUAGAGAUAUAAAACCACGUAACGACGGGAACGAAGAACAUGAACAACAGAGCCCAACGGGCUCAGAGCCACAUAGUGGCGAGGAUACUGGUCGGGUUAUUCAAGACAUUAAAAACGUGUAUCCUGAAGUUAUUGAUUUAUUUAGAGGAGUUAAUGAUUCAAUUUCAAAACAUUCUAUAACCCUCGAUGAAGAGAAUAAAUUAACAGAUUAUAUAUUCGUCAUUAUUGCAGAAUUAAUGAAGAGAAUAAAUGAAAAAGGAAUUGGUGAUAUCAUUAAUGUCAGCGAUGUAAUGAUGAAAAGAAAUUUUGACUCAUUAUUUACAAAACCGAAAACAGAAUAUAGUCUUUAUGACGUAAUUACCGAAUUAAUGAAAAAGAUUAAUGAUAAUAAGAGUUCUGGCGGAAGAGUUGAAUUAGAAGUGAAUGAUGUUAAUGAGAAAUUAGCCGAAAAAGCAGAUAAAAACCACGUUCAUUAUAUAACUUCAGACGAACAGAUUAUAACGGACUACCAUGGAUAUUUAACACGAAGUGAUGAAGCGAAGACAAAAAAUGUUAAUGAAAGAAGAUAUAAAUACAUUCGUGCUAAAGGUUAUGACAUAAGCUGUACUGUACAGUAUGAUGUAGCUAAAGCACCAGAAGCAUUUGGUUAUACCG